AUGUGUAUAAGAGACAGCCCCUCAAGUACCGCCCUUACCCCUCUAUUGCGGGACCGCUCCCGUCGAAAGGCUCGAUGCACGUUCUUCCAGGUUGCGCAACACGACGCAAGGCAGGGUACUUCACAGCGCUACCUCAGUACUACUAGGUAUACCUGCGCGUCUGCGGUGCCUGUGCCCGUCCUCCACGCCUGCCCAAGGUACUUGUUGCCACCACCCACCACCACCCUUCACCCACCGCCCACCAGCCCGGCUGGUCUGGACUUGAACCCCACCGAAUUUGGCCAGACGCCAAAAUCACCGGCCUCACCAACUUUCUCUCCCUUCUUCCCUCCCCCCAUCAUCGCCAUCUGCACUCCCGCCUUCCUUCAUCCCUUCGCGUUUCCGCCUUGA
Purpureocillium lilacinum is the source of this 390-nucleotide messenger RNA. Lineage: Eukaryota; Fungi; Ascomycota; Sordariomycetes; Hypocreales; Ophiocordycipitaceae. The record is from RefSeq and is a predicted model, not a curated record.